Symbiodinium sp. CCMP2592 is the source of this 1038-nucleotide messenger RNA. The record is from the annotation of a GenBank genome assembly. Lineage: Eukaryota; Dinophyceae; Suessiales; Symbiodiniaceae.
AUGCUGGCACCAUUGUACGCUGUUCGCAACUUGGUGUGCGAUCUUCGCGUCAUGAAAGUCCAGAUUGAAUCCUUCAGCUUCACGAGUGCAGAGUGCUACUGCUGCCAAGUGGGCCAUGUCAUACCUGGCACCACUACGCGCAUCCCAUGUGACCGUCAGAUCAUUGGCAACAAGCUGGAAGAAUGGUUCGGGCCACAAUCCUCGGGCAUCAUUCGGCAGGGCAUGGCCAAGGAGCUAUACAUGGCAUUGGCGAAAUCGGGUACAAAAGCAACUUCUGGAGAGUCGGCACAAGAGCUCUUCGACAGAUAUGUGCAAGAGGUGUUCGGCCACUACAUCCUGAAGAAAGUUGGUGGCUCGCGUGUGAGUUAUGGUGUUGCAGUGGCCACAACAUUGCCGGCAUUUUUCUAUAUUUGCGACAGGCUUCAUAUGUUGACUACAUUGCAGCCCGGACAGCUUACGCGUCUGAGUGCACACUACUUUGCCGUUGUUCUUGGCUUCUUUCCCAGUCUUGUCCGACUGGCACUUGACUUGACGAUACUUGCAGAUUACCUGAUCCGAAUCAGGAAUCCUUUGGCUGGAAGGCUUUCAGUCAUGCUUCUGGCAAUGGGCGUUCUGACUGGCAUUACCUUCUUCUGGUUGUUUCUGUUCGACUACACCUUGUUUCACGACCAAGUCGUGUACCAGAUUCUGAUGAACUCUGCAACGCUCCUGGUGACAGUCGCCUUGUACUCCAACGAUUUGAGCGACUUCUUUGCUGCCUUGCGCCGUGCCCGAAAGCACUCCCGAGCAACACAAAAUCAGAAGCCACUGCAGCGCUUGAAGACUAUGAAGACACGCAGAACUCUGCGACCAAGCCGGCAGGAUCAAGGAGUGCUGGAAAAGUGCAAGUCUUGGCAGCCUGUGCCAGAGGUUCCCGGGCCGUCGGCACCGAGCUCCCCAAAGCCUCGCCAUGUGACCUUCGGGAAGACGCUGCCGGAUCUGUCGACCAACAUGGUGCUUCCAGGCACACCCGCCCACACCGCCCUUGCCGACGGCUGA